Messenger RNA from Olea europaea var. sylvestris, 2319 nucleotides. Its product is annotated as ubiquitin carboxyl-terminal hydrolase MINDY-3 homolog. Gene Ontology annotation, molecular function: cysteine-type deubiquitinase activity; K48-linked deubiquitinase activity. The coding region runs from base 418 to 1812 and encodes 464 amino acids. Gene Ontology annotation, biological process: protein K48-linked deubiquitination. NCBI's taxonomy places the organism in Eukaryota, Viridiplantae, Streptophyta, Magnoliopsida, Lamiales, Oleaceae. The record is from RefSeq and is a predicted model, not a curated record. The transcript is spliced from 4 exons.
ACAAUGAAAUUACUAUCUUACCCUCACUCCGUCGCAUAUUUUUGCACUCUGUUCGCAUUUCCCUUCGGACACCCUCAAGGCCAACAUAGUCAUUUGAACAAAAGCCACAUCCAUCUUCACCGUAAAGGCAUCGAGGUUUAUCUGAUACGCCGUCGUUUUGUCGUCUCUGUCAUCCACCUGAUAUUUUUUCAAUUUAUCUCUAUUGCGUUUCGUUCAUUUUUCGAGUUGAUUUGGAUUUCUAUAUAUGUAUCUAUAAACGUGUGUCGCGCAUUUAUAUUCAGUUGAAUAAAGGAAUCGAAAUGCUCUUGAAACCCUACUUUAUUAAGGUAAAGAUGAAAUGUUGAGUUGUAUUUUGUAGAAAGGAUCGAAAUUUUUAUCUGAUCUUUUAAUAUAUACAUAUACCUGAAUAUAAUUACAAUGGCGGAUCAAGAAGAGGAAGAUUUGAAGAUGGCGUUGAGAAUGAGUAUGCAGCAGCACGAGUCUCCGGAGCCGAAGAGGAGCAAACCGGGGGAUGACACCAGAGAAGUGCUGGAGGAGUCGCUGGAAGUGAAGAAUCGGCUAUUGCAGCGGGAAUUGAUGGCUGCUGCAGCGGAGAAGAGGAUGACAGCAACCAAAAGCUCUGCGGUAUCUGUUCUGAAGAGCGUGGAGAGUGUAAAGGACGUGAAAAUUAGCGGUUCUGGAGAUGAGGGAAAGGGUAAGAGUGUUAAGUUGGAGAAAUGCAAGGACAAGGGUGGAAAUUUGGGGACAGAGUUGUCCUCGGUGGAGGCUCACCAUCUAUUUGAGAUGAUAUUUGGGAGUGAAGUUAGUAAAGAUGUUCUUGCACAGUGGAGUAAUCAGGGCAUUAGGUUUAGCCCUGAUCCAGAAACAUCUAUGGGGCUCGUGCAGCAUGAAGGCGGGCCUUGUGGUGUGUUAGCAGCCAUACAAGUAAUAGAAAAUGUUCAAGCAGAUAGGGAUGACCCCAGUCAACCAUUGGUAACUGCUCCAUUUGGGCAUGCAUCACAGGAAAUCGUAAACCUACUGCUUUCUGGAAAUGCUGCUGCUAAUGUGUUUGAUGGGAAGAUGGACUUAGGAGGUGGCAUGUUUGUGAAUGGCAUCUCUACACCCGUGGAAGUUGGAUUCCUUACUCUACUAGAGUCCCUCAAUUUUUGUAAGGUUGGCCAAUAUCUGAAAUGUCCAAGGUGGCCAAUAUGGGUAGUCGGAAGUGAGUCUCAUUAUACAGUGUUAUUUGCUCUUGAUACUAACGUCCAGGAUGAAAACGAACUUGAAAGUAGAGAAUCACAAAUCCGGAGAGCGUUUGAUGCCCAAGACCAAAGUGGAGGUGGUGGGUUCAUUAGUGUGGAAGGCUUCCAUCAAGUCCUAAAGGAAACAAACAUUAGCCUUCCGUCUGAGAAGCUUGAGCAUCUUUGCAGCAUGGGUUUUAUUGUAUGGAGUGAAUUUUGGCAGGUUCUUUUGGAUUUAGAUAAGAGUUUAGGAGGCGUGAAGGAUUCAACUGGAUUGAUGGGUAAGAAGGUCUUUGAUCUUUACCACUUUAAUGGGAUAGCAAAAUCAAUUGUGAAUGGCAGCCAGGCAUCGUCUGGAACUGAAAAUCUGAUGCAACGACCUAGGCUAACAAAAUUGAGAGUUUCAGUUCCCCCAAGGUGGACACCCGAAGAAUUCAUGGCAGAUGUAUCAGGGCCUUCUGGCGAGAAACAGAAUUCAGAUGAAAUAUCUAAACCUGAGCCUCCUCAACAUGCACCAUUGGUUGAUUGCAUUAGAACUCGCUGGAAUCGUGCGGUUUGCAAUUGGGAAGGGGACGCACCAAGUAUUGUCUGAUUGAGUCAUAAAUUUAUGUGCAUUGUUGAUGUUGGAUAUGGACGAGUAUAUUGUCCAUGAGUGAAGAGCUCACACACUAUUUGAGAUAAGGGUUUCCAGAAGUAGAAAGAAUGGGUGUUUCCUCCAUUUUUCCAUCUGAGACACCAUUUUGACUUUGUUGUAGCAUUUAUAGUCCAUUUCGAUUGAAAACAUCUCCAAUUCUGGGGCGAGGGAAUAUUUUGGCGUUUUUCUUUUUCUUGUGAAACUUUUAGACUACGUGAAGCUUUGGCUAUUAAUGGCUAUUGAUUCGGAAGUUCUUUUUAGGCUGGGGAGGUCUUCAAUACAUUUCGUAGGGCAGGGUUUGUUGUGACCACAAAGUCUCCCCCUUCCUUCAUAACUGUGUUGUUAAUUAGUCGUCUAUUUUUAAAUACAAGCCCUUUUCGAAGUUUUUGGCAGACGUGGCAUUUGUCUUGGUGGUACAAUUUAUCUCGUUUUUACUUUAUAUCAGAGGUUAACCUUUUGUUACGA